This is a messenger RNA of Brassica rapa (field mustard), 450 nucleotides long. Its product is annotated as abscisic acid receptor PYL4. Gene Ontology annotation, biological process: abscisic acid-activated signaling pathway. Gene Ontology annotation, cellular component: nucleus; cytoplasm. Gene Ontology annotation, molecular function: abscisic acid binding; protein phosphatase inhibitor activity; signaling receptor activity. The record is from RefSeq and is a predicted model, not a curated record. Lineage: Eukaryota; Viridiplantae; Streptophyta; Magnoliopsida; Brassicales; Brassicaceae.
AUGCUAGCCGUUCACCGCCCAUCUUCCGCCGUAUCAAACGGAGACUCCGUCCAGAUUCCGAUGAUGAUCGCUUCUUUUCAGAAACGUUUCCCUUCUCUCUCACGCGACACAACCGCCGCUCGUUUCCACACGCACGAGGUUGGUCCUAACCAGUGUUGCUCCGCCGUAGUCCAAGAGAUCUCCGCUCCUAUAUCCACCGUAUGGUCCGUCGUCAGACGCUUCGACAACCCGCAAGCUUACAAACACUUCCUCAAAAGCUGCAGCGUUAUAGGCGGAGACGGUGGUAACGUUGGUAGCCUCCGUCAAGUCCACGUCGUCUCUGGCCUACCCGCCGGGAGCUCUACCGAGCGUCUUGACAUUCUUGAUGAUGAGCGUCACGUCAUCAGCUUCAGCGUCGUCGGUGGGGACCAUAGGUUAUCUAACUACCGAUCUGUCACGACUCUUCUAUAG